Pelagomonas calceolata is the source of this 11383-nucleotide messenger RNA. Lineage: Eukaryota; Pelagophyceae; Pelagomonadales; Pelagomonadaceae. The record is from the annotation of a GenBank genome assembly.
CGCCGAUUUUAACUUAACGCGAGCGCUCUCCGUAGGCCAAAGCCAGCCAAAGCGGCAGCUGCGCCGGGGCAGCCGUCCGUGGAGGCCAACGCACGACGGGGGCAGCCGGAGCGGGCGUCCCGCGCGACGAGCCGUCGUGCAGGCAGCGCUAGGCUGCAGUACAUUGCCGGCAGGGCAGCAUCCACCAUGCCGCUGCAGGAGCAGAAGUACUCGACGGGCCGCGUCAUCGAGCACAAGAAGCCGUCGACGCACGCCGAGCAUGAGCUCGUCAUACCCUUCGCGCAGUUACGAAGUGUAGUAAUCCGCCUGCAGGACGAGAUGCAAAAAACAUCGGCAGCAUGGGACACGAAGGGCUCCAUGAACAAGAACUGGGAAUUGUUGUUCAAGCGCCUCGACGCCGACUUUUCUGGGAGGUUAGAUUACGCGGAGUUUGUGAAAGCUGUGCGCGAGGGGCUACGACUAGACACCUCAGAUAAAGAGUUGCAGGCUUUAUGGACUUAUAUAGAUCACGAUAAAAGUGGGGAAGUCUCUCUCGCAGAAUUCCAGCACGGCUUGUAUUUACUAAUACUAGAAGGUUGGGAACGGAUAACAGACGACGACCUCGAGCGCGUCGUGCUCACGCUCAACGCGGCCGGUAAAAAGUGGUACCACGGCCACUUCAGCUGGUACAAGAUUUUUAAAGCUAUUGAUACCGACGAAAAUGAUAGGUUAGAGUACGACGAGCUGGAGCGAGUAGUACGGGCGAACGGCUCGCAGGGCGGCCUGAGUUUGGUACCAGAAAAAGUCGCCGAUGCCGAUUUGAGGGGCCUGUGGCGGCGGCUCGACGACGACUGCUCGGGCGGGGUGAGCGUCGAGGAGUUCGUGGGCUUCAUGCGGCGCGAGGAGGCGGAGCUGCCCGAGGUCGAGUUGACACAAGACGAGUUGACAAGGGAGGAAAUGCGCGCCGCUGCCGAGAAACGAGCGGAAGAGGCGCGCCAGGCCCACGAACGCUGGCUCGAGGAGCAAGGUAUUGAACCGAAGCAGAAGUACGCCACGGGGCGCGUCAUAGAAAAUCAGAAGCCCUCGACGCAUGAAGAACACGAACUAGUGCUGCCCUUCGAACAAUUACGUGGAGUAGUAAUCCGCCUGCACGACACGAUGCAGCGGGUCUGCGCGACCUGGGACAGCAAGGGCUCCAUGGACAAGAACUGGCGCACGCUCUUCGAGCGCAUCGACGCCGACUUUUCUGGUAGAUUAGACUACCUCGAGUUCCUCAAGGCCGUAAGGGAUGAGCUCAAAGUCCCAGACACGACAGAAGAGGAACUCAGAGCGCUCUGGACUUAUAUAGAUCACGACAAGAGCGGCGAAGUGACCAUCGCCGAGUUCCAGCACGGCCUGUAUUUAUUGAUCCUGGAGGGCUGGGCCCCUUUGAUGGAUGAGGACCUGGGGAACCUCAUCCUCACGAUCAACGUGGCGGCGAAGAAGUGGUACCACGGCCACUUCAGCUGGUACAAGGUCUUCCGGGCCAUCGACACCGACGAAAACGACCGCCUCGAAUUUGACGAGUUUGAGCGCGUCAUCCGGGCGAACGGCUCGCAGGGCGGCCUGAGCCUGAAGCCGCACGAAGUGAGCCUAGAGGCGUUGCAGGGCCUGUGGCGGCGGCUCGACGCGGACUGCUCCGGCGGUGUGAGCAUAGAUGAGUUCAUGCACUUCAUGCGGAUCGAGGAGGCGGCGCUGCCGGAAGUCGAGCUCACGGCCGACGAGAAGCUCCAGGUCGAGAUGCGCGAGGCCGCGGAGCAGCAGGCGCGCGAGGCGCGGGAAGCCGCCGAGCGGCGAUUGGCGGGCCACGCCGAGCCCAAGCAGAAGUACGCGACGGGGCGCACCAUCGAGCACAAGCGGCCGACGACGCACGCGGAGCAUCGGCUGUUAAUGCCCUUCGAACAGCUGCGCGCCGUCGUGCUCCGCUUGCAGGAUCAGAUGAUGAAGGUCUGCGCGGCCUGGGACACGAAGGGCUCGAUGAACAAGAACUGGGAGUUGCUCUUCAAGCGCCUGGACAAGGACUUCAGCGGCCGCCUAGAUUUCGUAGAGUUCGUCAAGGCCGUGCGGGAAGAGCUGCUACUGCCGGACAUGAAGGAUACGGACCUCCAAGCGCUCUGGGCGUACGUGGACCACGACCGGAGCGGCGAAGUGACCAUCGCCGAGCUCCAGCACGGCUUGUAUUUGCUCAUCCUGGAGGGCUGGGCCCCGCUCACCGACGAGGGCCUGGAGGAGGUCGUAGGUAUACUGAAUACGGCGGGCAAGAAGUGGUACCACGGCCACUUUAGCUGGUACAAGGUCUUCAAGGCCAUUGACACGGACGAGAACGACCGCCUCGAGUAUGAUGAGUUCGAGCGCGUGAUACGGGCGAACGGCUCGCAGGGCGGCCUUUCCUUAAAACCGAACGAACUAGCGACGUCCAAGAUCCAGGGCCUCUGGCGGCGGCUCGACGAGGAUUGUUCGGGCGGCGUGAGCGUCGAAGAAUUCGUCGGCUUCAUGCGCCUGGGCGAGGCGGAGCUGCCGGAGGCCGAAAAGACGGCCGAGGAGCUCACGCAGGCGGAACUGCAAGAACAGGCGGAGCAGCGCGCGCUCGCGGCGCGCCAGGCCGCCGAGCGCCGGCUCUCGGGUCUUGAUGAUGAGCCCAAGCAGAAGUACGCGACGGGGCGCGUCAUCGAGCACAUCAAGCCGACGACGCACGCGGAGCACGAGUGCGUGCUGCCCUUCGAACAAUUAAGAGCUGUCGUGGUCCGCCUGCAAGAAACGAUGACCAAGGUGCGUACCCGGCGUCUGCCAUUUGGCCGAUAUAUAUAUAUAUAUAUAUGCACAUACACAUACAUUGCUCGGCACACGCACACGAUAUAUAUAUACCAAACGAUCACGCUACACAGGUCUGCGCGUCCUGGGACAACAAGGGCUCCAUGAACAAAAAUUGGGAGAUACUCUUCAAGCGCAUCGACGCCGACUUCAGUGGCCGCCUCGAUUACCCCGAGUUCGUGAAAGCCGUGCGGGAGGAGCUCAAAGUGCCCGACACGACGGACGAGGAACUCAAAGCAUUGUGGACUUAUGUGGAUCACGACAAGAGCGCGGAAGUGACCAUCGCCGAGUUCCAGCACGGCUUGUAUUUGUUGAUCCUCGAGGGCUGGGCCCCGCUUGAGGAUAAGGGUCUGGAGCGGGUGGUGCUUACGAUCAACGCGGCCGCCAAGAAGUGGUACCCCGGCCACUUCAGCUGGUACAAGGUUUUUAAAGCUAUCGACCAGGACGAGAACGACCGCCUCGAGUACGAUGAAUUUGAAAGAAUGAUCCGGGCGAACGGCUCGCAGGGCGGCAUGUCGCUAAAACCGCACGAAGUGAGCCUCGAGGAACUCCAUGGCUUGUGGAAGCUGCUCGACGAAGAUUCGUCAGGCGGCGUGAGCAUCGACGAGUUCAUGCACUUCAUGCGCACGGAGGAGGCGGCUCUACCUCCGGUCGAGCUCACGGAGGAUGAGAAGCAGCAGGUCGAGAUGCGCGCCGCCGCGGAGAAGAAAGCGGAGGCGGCGCGACAAGCCGCGGAACGCCGAUUGUCCGGCCAUCAUGAACCCAAGCAGAAGUACGCGACCGGUCGAACGAUCGAGAACCAAAAACCAUCGACGCACGAAGAACAUGAGUUGGUGAUGCCCUUCGACCAACUACGCGCCGUCGUGGUUCGAUUGAUCGAGACGAUGACUAAGGUAUGUGCCUCCUGGGACAACAAGGGGAGCAUGGCCAAGAACUGGGAGACCUUGUUCAAGAAAAUUGACGCUGAUUUCAGCGGGAGACUAGAUUAUCCUGAGUUCACGAAGGCCGUGAGGGAUGAGCUCAAAGUACCACAAACAACAGAUAAGGAGCUGCAGGCCUUGUGGACGUACAUCGACCACGACAAGAGUGGCGAGGUCACACUUAGUGAAUUUCAGCACGGUUUAUACUUGUUGAUUCUCGAGGGCUGGCCGAGACUCAGCAAGAAGGGUCUCGAUGAUGUGAUCAAGGUUAUAAACAAGGCGGCUAGGCAGUUCUACCAUGGGCACUUCAGCUGGUAUAAAAUUUUCAGAGCCAUUGAUGAGAACGAGAAUGAUAUGCUCAGCUUUGAUGAAUUUGAAAGAGUAGUAAGAGCGAACGGCACGCAGGGCGGUUUGAGCUUAAAGCCGUCGUACGUCUCGCUCGUCGCCUUGCAGGGUCUCUGGCGGGCUCUAGAUGAGGAUUCGUCGGGCGAGGUGUCGAUUGACGAGUUCAUGCACUUCAUGCGCCAGACGGACAAGAAGGAGGAAAAGGUAGAGGUAGAAGAAAAUCCUAGGGUUAUAGCAGCGCGCGAAAAGGCCAAGGAGCGCGUCGAUUCUCGAAGGAAGCGCAAGGAAGCGGAGGAACUCGAGCGCAAGGCCCUGGAGGCGGAGCGCGAAGCAGCACAAUUUGAGAAAGACGCUCGAGCCGCGGAGGCGCGGGAAAGAGCCCGAUUGCGAUCUAGAGAUGGGACGCCGAAGCGCAAGAAGAGAAGACCGAUCCAGGACGACAUCUCCAUCAUGUCCUGCGACAACUACGAGGCCCAGCUGCGAGCUAUUUUGUCGGAUAUGGAGGCGUGGGACGACGGGCGGCCGGCGUCGCCGGAUCCCGUGAAGAGACCUAGAGGCAAGGAGAAGCCUACUUAUUUCGGGUACGGUCUGGCCUUUCAACCACCUUCCACACCUCGGCUGCAGAAACUAAGGCCGCCCAAGGCGUCGCCGUACAAACGGAAGCAAAAACUAAUUGUAUCAAUAAGAAUGAGGCGCAAGAAGAAGAUCGAGCAGAGAACCUCCAAAAUCUAUUCCUCGACCAUCGAUUUGAGCAUAAGGCAGGAGUCGCCCAUGAAGAAAGUAAGGGUGCGACCGUCGACGUGCGGCGUCGACAGGGACGAGGAGUCCGCCGCGGGGUUGUUUGAGCGAACAUCCGUGUAUGGACGCUCUGCCAGUCCAACAAGACGACCCAAAACAGAACCUCGACGCAAGCGCCCGCUGCAGACGCUGAGCCUCGAGACCGAGGAGGAAGCACCAAGCCCGUUCGCGAGGGAAAGACAACCGUCCCUCGUCAGUCCAGCCAAAGCUUCGGGGCGCGAGCUGCGCACGGGAAGAACGGGCGGUGAUUUAACCCCGUCGCAACAGAAGAAGAGUUUUUCGUCGUCCUUUGACGAUAGCGAGGCGAUGAUGGACGACGCCUCGUACGAAAAAUACGUCCUCAAGGCUUCUAGAAGGGAUUCCAUGGACUCGGAGCAGGCUGUGCGUCGAUCGUCUGAUGAUUACGGCGACGCUUUACGUAGUGCGGGCGUCUACGAAGAUGAAGGCGACGACGCGACUACCUCGCCAGAUGCCCUGGAGACGUACCUCAGACGUAUCUUCGAUCGCGUCGAUAGUAACGGAGAUGGUCAUAUAGAUAGGGAGGAGGCCGUCACCGCUGUUAGAUGUGAUGAAGAAUUCGCGGCGAUGCUUGGCUUCGACUCGGACGAAAGCAGUACGCAGCUCGAGAGUGCUGUUGCUGUGAUGUCGAGUGGUCUUGAUCGGAUCUCGUGGCAGGAGUUUCGCGCGGCGUUCUUGCCUCCAGUAGAUCCGUUUGCCGACUACCUACGAGACUACGAGACGUAUCUCAGAGCUUUAUUUGAAAGAGCGGAUUCGAAUAGCGACGGUGAUUUGUCGUAUGCGGAACUCGUGACAGCUUUAAACGACCCGGACUUCGCGGAGGUUGCGGUCGAUGCGAUGGGGUUCGUUGACUCUGGCAUUACUCGGGAAGAGUUCGCUCAACAAUUCCUGGAGGUGUGCGACUGGAACGAGGACUACAAGGUGCAGUGGGAGGAGUUCCGGGAAGCCGCAUUAGCGUCAGCACUAACUGCGAUGCACGAGGGCCGCAUGGAGGCGGCUCUGCGAGAUGUCUUCGACCGGGUCCAAGGGGGCGACGGCACGAUAACUAUUGAUGAUGCGGUCCAAGGUCUGAGAGAUGAUCCGGACUUCGCGGAAGUCCUGGGCUUCUUCUCCACCCAUCAAGCGAACGAGUUCGACGGCUCGCUCGAGUACCUGAUCGAGAAGUUGGUGGAGAUGGAUACGAAUCAGGACGGCGUGAUCGAGUGGAGCGAGUUUAGAGCUGUUGUGUUCCCCCCACCUCCAUCAGAAAUGGACAUGUAUAUGCAAAACUACGAGAACUACCUCCGAGCCGUCUUCGAGCGGAUUGAUGAAGAUCAAUCGGGAUCGUUAUCGUACGGGGAAAUCGCCGAGGCGCUGCGGGACGAGGACGUCGCCGACGCCCUCGGUUUAUCGGGCAGCGGUCUUACCUCAAUCGAGUUUGUUGAGAGGUUGUUAUCCUCGUUAGAUUGGGACGAUGAUAAUGAAAUCACGUGGGACGAGUUCCGGGUGCCGGCUUUAGCUGUCGCUGUAGAGGCCUUCGCGAAGACGCGGCUCGAGAUCCAUCUGAGGAAUGUGUUCGAGCGCGUCGAUAGGGACGGGUCCGGUUUUAUUUCAAUCGAGGAGUGCGUCGAGGCGUUACAAUGUGAUGAUCAGUUCGCUCAAUUACUAGGCUUCGAGGGGGCUACACUUAUACAGACGGAGGGCGAGAUGACGCACGUGGCUGUCGUCCUGGCGGCGCUGGACGAGAACUGCGACGGGAAGGUGUCCUGGGCCGAACUUAGAAGCGCGGCGCUCGGCGAAGAAAUUACUGUCCAGGAUCCGUUCGCGGAGCACAUGCGAGAAUAUGAGGAGUACCUGCGCAUGGUCUUCGACAGAGUAGAUAAGAACGGCGACGGGGAGCUGUCCUACGCCGAACUUGUACAGGGUCUGAAGGAUCCCGAGUUCGCGGACGAGGCCGGGUUUUAUGGUUCAGACAUGUCUCGAGGCGAGUUCGCGGCGGAAUUUUGCGAUGCAUUGGAUUGGGACGGCGAAAAACGGGUCGUUUGGGCCGACUUCCGGGACGCGUUCCUCCAGAACGCUCUGGACGAGAUGCACGAGCGGCGCGUGGACCAGCACCUGCGCCGCGUCUUCGACAGUAUCGACGUCGAGUCCAAGGACUAUAUUACGAUAGAGGACGCCGUGCGCGGGCUGCGGGAGGACGAAGAUUUUGCCGAGGUCUUGGGAUUUUGGGGCACGCACCGCGCGACUGCGGACGACGGGUCGCUCGACGUUUUGUGUGCGACGCUGGCGGCCAUGGACGUGAACGAGGACGGCGUCGUGUCCUGGCGGGAGUUCCGGUACGCGGCGCUCGGCGGCGAGAAGCCGCGGGAGGCGGCCGUCGAGGCCGAGGCCGAGGCUAGCAUCGAGCCUGCCGCCGAGCCUGCGGCCGAGCCUGCUUUGGAGCCCACUGCGGAGCCCACGACCGAGCCCACGGCCGAGCCUCCGGCCGAGCCUCCGGCCGAGCCUCCGGCCGAGCCGACCGCGGAACCUACGGCCGAGCCGACAGCGGAGCCCACUGUGGAGCCCACGGCGGAGCCUACGGCCGAGCCUACUGUGGAGCCCACUGCGGAGCCCACGGCGGAGCCUCUGGCCGAGCCGACCGCAGAGCCUACUGUGGAGCCCACUGCGGAGCCCACGGCGGAGCCUCUGGCCGAGCCGACCGCAGAGCCUACUGUGGAGCCCACUGCGGAGCCCACGGCGGAGCCUCUCGCCGAGCCCACGACCGAGCCUGCGGCCGAGCCAACGGCCGAGCCGACGGCCGAGCCGACGGCCGAGCCGACGGCCGAGCCGACCGAAGAAGAGGCCGCGGAAGCAACUCCAGAGCCGGUCAUUCCCGCCGAGGAGAGCCCCACUGAGCCCGAGGCUCCGAGCGCGGAGCCGACGGCCGAGCCGGCCGAACCGACGGCCGAGCCCGUCACUGCCGAGCCGGUCGCCGCGCCGCUCGCGCUGCCUCUGGAGCCCGUAGAGCCGGAGCCGGCCCCGCGGAAGCCGGUCUUCGCCGACGACGCGUCCGAGAUCACGGCGCGCGACGACUUCGAGGUGUCGACGUCGCGGCCGGCGAGCCCGCGUUUGGUGGAGGCGCCCGUGCCGGCGCCGGUCAAGACGUUUCCGAUCGUCGUUGAAGAUGCAUUACUAAAUGGGCGGAGCUGCGCCGUCACGUGCUCGCGGACGGACGCGGCCAUCACCUGCGACGUCCUCCCGCACGACGCGGGCAAACCCUGCCAUUUGGUGCUCGGUGCGCAGGAUCUCGACUGGGCGCACGCCGCGCUCGUCGGCAAGGAUUGGGCGGAGGACGCGUACGACGUGGGGCGCGCCGUCGUGGACCACCUGCUGCUGCAGGGCAAGGGCCGGUUCACGAAACUCAAGUGCCAACUGGUCAAGGUCGUCCGCGUCGCGCCGAAGCGGGUGGACUACGGCGACGAGGACGCGACGCUCAGGGCCGCGCUCGGCGCGCCGGCGCCGGCGCCGGCGCGCAGGGUCCUGUCGCCGCUUGCCGUCGCGCCCGCGCCGAUCCCGGCGCCGCGCGACGUUGUCCGCGAGGCGCCGGUCGGGCCGUCGCCGCGGCUCGUCCCGCUCCUCGCGCCGCCGGCCGCGGCGCCGCCGCUGGGCCUCCCGGUCCUGGCGCCGGCGCCGGCGCGCGCGCCCGAGGCCGUGCCCGAGGCGCCGGCGCCGGAGCCGGCGCCCGCGGUGGAGGCGCCGCCCGUCGCGCUGGCGGCGGCGCCCGCGCCGCCGCUGGCCGUCGCGGAGAGCCCGGCGGCGGCUCCGGAGUACUUCCCCGCCGAGGAGGAGGAGCCGCUCGACGAGCCCACUCCCUCGGAGCCCGCGGAGGAGCCGCUCGACGAAGAGCCGACGCCGGAGGAGCCCGCAGCGCCGACGCCGGAGGAGCCCGCCGCCACCGACGCGAACCUGAGCGCGCUCGAGACGUACCUCCGCCAGGUCUUCGACCGCGUCGACACGGGCGGCGACGGCGAGAUCUCCGUCGUGGAGGCCAUCAAGGCCCUGCGCACGGACGAUGAAUUCGCCGAGCUCCUGGGCUUCGAGGAGGCGACCCGGGUCAAGGCCAGCGACGGCUCGAAGGACCGCCUGACGCUGGCGCUGGCCGCACUUGACUCCGAUGGAGACAAGUGCGUUUCCUGGGAGGAGUUCCGGCGCGCGGCGCUCGGCGAGAUCGAGGAGGCGGACGCCCCCGUCGUCGUCGUGGAGCCGGCCGCGGACGAAGCGGCCGCGGCGCCACCCGCGGCGGAGGAGGAAGUGACGGCGGCGCCACCAGCGGAGCCGACCGAGGAGCCUGCGCAGGAGCCCACAGCCGAACCGGACACUGAGUUGCUUGAGGAGGAGCCUGCUGAGGAGCCUGCUGAGGAGCCUACUGAGGAGCCUACUGAGGAGCUUGCUGAGGAGCCCACGGCCGAGCCGGCCGAGGAGCCUACUCAGGAGCCGGCGACCGAACCGACCGAGGAACCCACAGCUGACCCAGCCGCGGAGCCGGCAGAGGAGCCUACGGCCGAGCCGGCCGCGGAGUCGGAGCCGACCGAAGAGCUUCCCCAGGAGCCCACGGCCGAACUGACCGCGGAGCCAACGGCGGAGCCGACCGAGGAGCCAACCGAAGAGCCUGCUGAGGAGCAUACUGAGCAGCCAGCGGCCGAGCCCACGGCCGAACUGGACGCGGAGCCGACUGCGGAGCCCACGGCCGAGCCGACCGCGGAGGAGGAGCCUACGGCCGAGCCGGCCGACGAGCUUACUACUCAGGCCGAGGAGCCUACUCAGGAGCCUGUUCAGGAGUCGACGGCCGAGCCGGUCGAAGAGCCGACGGCUGAGCCAGCCGCGGAGCCGGCGGUCGAGCCGACCGAGGAGCCUACAGCCGAACAGGACGCGGAGCCGACCGAGGAGCCUACUACUCAGGCCGAGGAGCCUACUCAGGAGCCCACAGCCGAGCCAGCCGCGGAGCCGGCGGUCGAGCCGACCGAGGAGCCUACAGCCGAACAGGACGCGGAGCCGACCGAGGAGCCUACUACUCAGGCCGAGGAGCCUACUCAGGAGCCCACAGCCGAGCCAGCCGCGGAGCCGGCGGUCGAGCCGACCGAGGAGCCCACAGCCGAACAGGACGCGGAGCCGACCGAGGAGCCUACUACUCAGGCCGAGGAGCCUACUCAGGAGCCCACAGCCGAGCCGGCCGCGGAGCCGGCGGUCGAGCCGACCGAGGAGCCCACAGCCGAGCCGGCCGCGGCGACGGACCCGGCCGCGGCGGCGCCGCGGGACCCGACGCCCGAGUUCUACUGGCUCGCCCGCCGCGAGAUCGAGCCCGACGCGGCGCCGGCGAGCCCGACGGACCCCGGCCGCGGUCUCGACGUCGUCAUCGCGCGGAGCGCCUUCGCGGCGGAGUCGGCGGCGGAGAUGUCGCUCGACGCGGGCGACCGCGUCAUGAUAAACACGGCCAAGCGCGCGUCGAGCGACGACUGGGUCUUCGCGGCGAAGUCCACGCGCGAGGCGGGCUACGUGCCGCGGCACUUCCUCGUGGCGGCCGACGACGAAAGAGCUCAGGCGGCGCCGGCGGCGCCGACGCCCGAGUUCUACUGGGAAGCCAGAAGGGACGCCGAGGGCGCCGACGCGCCGGACGGCGGCGCGCUCGCGCGCGCGCGCGCACGUAGAGCUUUCGCGAUGGAGGAGCCGCCGGAGAUGGACCUCGCCGAGGGCGACACGCUCCUCGUGCUGGUGGAGGAGCACGCCGACGAGGCCCAGGGCUGGAUCUUCGCGGCGAAGGCCGCCGAGGCGGGCUACGUGCCGCGGACCUACCUCGAGCUCGCCGCCGACGACGCGCCCGCCAAGGCGCCGACGCCCGAGGUCACGGACUCGAGCGGCGGCGAGGAGAUCCUGGAGCCCGUCACGCAGCCGCGCGCCGAGUCGCCGCCGCACCCGCUUGUGCCUCCCUUGAGUCCCAUCGCGGGCUCGCCGCCGGAGACGGCCCAAAGUCCGCAGCCCCAGGGCGCGCUCGAAGACUACCUCUGGGCCAUCUUCCAGCGCGUCGACACGGAGCGCGAGGGGACCGUGGCCACGGCGGAGGUCGUCCAGGCGCUCCGGGACGACGGGGGCUUCGCGGGGGCCCUUGGCUUCUCCGAGGAUGUCCGCGGCGGCGAAAACGACGCGACGGAGUUCCGCGCCGACGUGGCGAGCGCGCUCGCGGCGCUGGACGCCGACCGCGUGUCCUGGGACGAGUUCCGGCGCGCGGCGCUCGGCGAGGAGGACGGUGAGGGCGACCGCGAGCGCCAGCUCGCCGACGAGAACGCGGAGCUCAAGCGGCGCCUCGCGCGCGCGAGCGGCGACGGCCUCGGCGGCCAGCAGUGGGGCUCCAUGGCGGGCGGCGACGACGACGACUCGUACUCGUCGCGGUCGUCGCGGUCGUACUCGUCGCGGUCCGGCGACUCGCUGUACGACGAGUUCGAGGACUUCCAGUAGGUCCG